AUGGCCUAUGAUUGGUAUGUGGCCAUCUGUAUCCCACUUUUGUAUAACAUUGUCAUGUCUUCUAAAGUGUGUUCCAGCCUUAUGCUUGGUUCCUACUUGAUGGCAUUUUCUGGUGCCAUGGCUCACACUGGAUGCAUGCUGAGACUGACCUUCUAUGAUGCAAACACCAUCAACCAUUAUAUGUGUGAUGUCCACCCUCUGCUCCAGCUCUCUUGCUCAAGUACCUACGUCAAUGAGCUGGUAGUUUUCAUUGUGGUGGGCAUCAACAUCAUUGUGCCGUCUCACCAUCUUUGUUUCUUAUGGUCUCAGCCUCACCGGCAUCCUCCACAUCCCUCCAUGGAGGGCAGGUCCAAAGCCUUCAGCACCUGCAGUUCCCACAUAAUUGCUGUUUCUAUGUUCUUUGGAUCAGGGGUAUUUAUGUAUCUCAAACCAUCAUCUGCUGGGUCUAUGGAUGAGGGAAAAGUCUCUUCUGUCUUUUAUACCAAUGUGGUUCCCAUGAUGAACCCUUUAAUCUAUAGUUUGAGGAACAAAAAUGUUAAAAUAGCUCUGAGAAAAACCCUGGGGAAAAUAAAGUAUUGA
Messenger RNA from Hippopotamus amphibius kiboko, 579 nucleotides. RefSeq names its product olfactory receptor 8B3-like. NCBI's taxonomy places the organism in Eukaryota, Metazoa, Chordata, Mammalia, Artiodactyla, Hippopotamidae. The transcript has a single exon. Gene Ontology annotation, molecular function: olfactory receptor activity; odorant binding. Gene Ontology annotation, cellular component: membrane. Gene Ontology annotation, biological process: sensory perception of smell; G protein-coupled receptor signaling pathway. The record is from RefSeq and is a predicted model, not a curated record. Bases 1 to 579 code for a protein of 192 amino acids.